Molecule: messenger RNA, 4131 nt
Organism: Aspergillus ibericus CBS 121593
Lineage: Eukaryota; Fungi; Ascomycota; Eurotiomycetes; Eurotiales; Aspergillaceae
Gene: sec31
Product: putative protein transport protein (SEC31)
Exons: 7
Coding region: 73-3897 (1274 amino acids)
Biological process (GO): endoplasmic reticulum to Golgi vesicle-mediated transport; endoplasmic reticulum organization; intracellular protein transport
Cellular component (GO): endoplasmic reticulum exit site; COPII vesicle coat
Molecular function (GO): protein binding; structural molecule activity
Source: RefSeq, a predicted model, not a curated record
CCCUCCUAAUUCGAGUCUGGUCCUCUCCUAAUCUAUACCCUUUCCUUAUCCCGCCGCUCCUUUCAUCUCACCAUGGUGCGUCUGAGGGAGAUUCCCCGGACGGCCACCUUCGCCUGGUCCCCCGGCGCUGCCUCGCCUCUGAUCGCCACUGGUACUCGGGCCGGUGCUGUUGACGUCGAUUUCUCCAAUCAGACAUGUCUCGAGCUCUGGGAUCUGGCCCUGAGCCGCCACGAGACCGGCGGCGAGCUACAGCCGGUAGCUAAGAUCGAUACCGAUUCCGGCUUCAAUGACUUAGCAUGGACCGAAUCCGAAGAUAACUCGCGGGGUGUCAUAGCCGGUGCUCUCGAGAGCGGCUCGUUGGAUCUAUGGGAUGCCGACAAGCUGCUUGAUGGAUCCAGUGAGGCUUUGAUCUCGAGGUCCUCGAAACAUUCAGGGGCUAUCAAAGCUCUGCAGUUUAACCCCAAACACUCGAACUUGCUGGCAACCGGUGGUGCAAAGGGCGAGCUCUACAUCUCCGACCUGAACAACAUCGCGAACCCAUACCGACUCGGAGGCACGGCUGCCCGCGCGGACGACAUUGAGUGCUUGGAUUGGAACAAGAAGGUUGCACACAUCCUGGUCACUGGUAGCAGUGCAGGCUUUGUUACUGUGUGGGAUGUCAAGACGAAGAAGGAGAGCUUGACUCUUAAUAACAUGGGCCGCAAAGCGGUUAGCGCUGUGGCCUGGGACCCGGAGAAGCCUACGAAACUUGUCACCGCGACUCCUCUCGAAUCCGAUCCGGUAAUCUGUGUCUGGGAUCUCCGCAACUCACAUGCUCCCGAGAGGACCCUUCGCGGCCAUGAGUUCGGUGUGUUGUCGCUUUCCUGGUGUGCCCAGGACCCCGAUUUGCUCCUCUCCGCCGGCAAAGACAACCGCACGAUGUGCUGGAACCCGCAAACCGGACAUGCCUAUGGCGAAUUCCCCGUCGUUACCAACUGGACCUUCCAGACUCGCUGGAACCCGCACAACCCCAACUUCUUCGCCACCGCGUCGUUCGAUGGAAAGAUCUCCAUUCAGACCAUCCAGAACACCAGCACCGAAUCUGCACAGGCCAUCGCUGAUCAGAACCAGGCUCUGGAUGGCGAGGACUUCUUCGCCAAGGCCCAGACCCAGCCCCAGGUCUCGAGCUUCUCGUUGCCCAAGCCCCCGAAGUGGCUUGAACGGCCAUGCAGCGCUACCUUCGGUUUCGGAGGCAGAGUGGUCUCGGUCAACCUGGUCGAGAAGGGACAGCGUGCGUCGAAGAUCAAGAUCAGCCCGUUUGAGGUUGAUGAAGCUGUUGGAAAGUCGACUGAGACCUUCGAAAACGCACUCAAGGAGGGUGAUCUGCGCAGCAUCUGCGAAAGCAGAGCCGCUAACGCAGCCACCGACGAGGAGAAGGCUGACUGGAAGGUCAUUGAAGCUUUGAUUUCCAACAACCCUCGCAAGGGUCUUAUCGAAUACCUUGGCUUUGCCGACCAGACUGACGAGGCCGCCGAUAGCUUGGCUAAGCUCGGGCUGGAUAAGGAUGACGAAGUCAACGGGGAGGCGGCGAAGGAAUCCCGCGGGUCGGGAGCCAAGAAGCACAGGCGCCUGCAAUCCAUGUUUGAUGCCAACCCGGAGGCGGACAGCUUCUUGUCCGACCUGGCUGCCUCCAAGGGUGCCAAGACCAACAACCCCUUCCAUAUCUUCAACGGAUCGGAGACCGAGGCUGACACGGGCAUCACCCGGGCGUUGCUCCUCGGAGACUUCGAGAAGGCGCUUGAUGUCGCCCUCAAGGAAGAUCGCCUGUCCGAUGCCUUCAUGAUUGCCAUCUGUGGCGGUCCCAAAUGCAUUGAGAAGGCCCAGGAGCACUACUUCCAGAAGCAGACCAACAGCCCCAACUACGUGCGCCUUCUGGCUUCCAUUGUCGGCAAGAACCUCUGGGAUGUCGUCUACAAUGCGGACUUGUCCAACUGGAAGGAGGUCAUGGCAGCUCUCUGCACCUUCGCCGAUGACAAGGAGUUUGCCGACCUCUGCGAGGCUCUUGGUGACCGACUGGAGGAGGAACUCCGCAACACUGAGGAGCAGGGUCUGCGCAAAGAUGCUUCAUUCUGUUUCUUGGCCGGAUCCAAGCUCGAGAAGGUCGUGGCGAUAUGGAUUGAGGAGCUACGUGAAAACGAGCACAAGGCCAUUGAGGAUGCUGCGGAUGACUCCGCUUUCUCGAUCCACGUCCGUGCUCUGCAAGGGCUCAUCGAGAAGGUGACGAUCUUCCGUCAGGUCACCAAGUUCGAAGACACGGAACGCUCCAAGGAGUCGGACUGGAAGCUCAGCACCCUGUACGACAAGUACAUCGAGUAUGCUGACGUUGUCGCAACCCACGGACGUCUCCAAGUUGCGCAGAAGUACCUUGACCUUGUCCCGGAGAAGCACCCCGAAGCUGAAAUCGCACGGAACCGUAUCAAGCUGGCUACGAGACAGGCCACGCCCCAGAGGGCGCAACCCGCCGUUACCGCGACCAGGGCAGCCAUUAACAAGCCUCUCCCACAGCCCAACGCCUUCCAGCCCCAGAGAGCUUACUCCCCUGUCACUCCAGCUGCUGUUCCGAAGCCUUACACUCCGGCGGCGGCUGCCACCAACCCCUACGCUCCUCCCACUGCUGCUCCUGCUGCCAACCCCUACGCUCCGCCAACUGCUGCUCCUGCUGCCAACCCUUAUGCUCCUCCUACCGCUGCCGCGCCGUUGCAGCCUACCAACCCGUAUGCACCCCCAACUGGCGGUAGCAGCUACACUCCUGCAGGAUACCAGCCACCACAGGCACCUGCUUACGGUGCUCAACCCCUAGGCGGCACCGUGCCGCCGCCUCCCCGCGCAGGGUCCAACCAGUCCCCUGCUCCCACCAUUACCACGUAUACCACCGCUACAAACCUGCCCGCAUGGAACGACCUGCCUGAAGGCUUUGCCAAAGCUCCCACGCCGCGCAGGUCCACCCCUGCCGCUACCGCUGGUGCUGUUUCGUCGCCGUUCCCCAACCAGUCGCCCACUAUUGCCCAAGGCCCUCCACCGGUUGGUCAGCGGGCACCUUCAGUCCCCCCUCCGCCAAAGGGCGCUGCUCCUCCCCCCCGGAUCACCUCGCCACCUACCGUCCAGCCGGCUUCGGCUACGAUGCCUCCUCCGCCGGCCAACCCCUACGCUUCCCUGCCCCAGUCUCCUCCCACGGCCGCUGCCAUGGGCGUGCCAGCAUCCAUCCCUAGGGGCCCGUCUCCAUACAACGCACCGCCUACCAUGCCGCCGCCGUCCAACCGGUAUGCUCCUAGCCCAGCAGCCCAAGCAGCCAGCCCGCAGUUGCAGACUCGGUCGGUUGUUCCUCCGCCCCCGCAGGCGGCUGCUUCUCCGUACGCGCCUCAGCCCCCGGCCGCGAGUCAGUAUGUCUCGGGUGCUCCUCCGCCACACGUGCAGCCCGCGCAGCAGCAUGCCCCGCCGCCUCAGGCCGCCCCCGGUUCCCGGCCAAGCACGGCAUCUUCGCAAAGAAAGCCUGCCCCCGCCGCACCGAAGUACCCCCCGGGCGACCGUUCCCACAUCCCGGCAGAUGCAAUGCCUAUCUAUGAGAUCCUCUCCGCAGAUAUGCAGCGCGUGAAGUCCCGGGCCCCCUCUUCCUUCAAGGCACAAGUCGAUGAUGCGGAGCGGCGUUUGAGCAUCCUAUUCGACCACCUCAACAACGAGGACUUGCUCAAGCCCAACACGAUUGCGGACAUGGCGGAGCUGGCUCGCGCCAUCCAAGCGCGCGACUACGAGACUGCCCGGACGAUCCACGUGGACAUCAUGACUAACAGGACGGACGAGUGCGGCAACUGGAUGGUUGGUGUGAAGCGUCUUAUCAGCAUGAGUCGGGCCACCCCGUAAACAACAUGAAGUAAGAGGCUACGUUUGGAAGAAAAGAAAACGAUUAUGAGUUGUAUGUAAAGGAAAGAAGAGUCUUCUUAUUGCUUCACUGUACUGCUCCUUAUCAUUUCACGAUCCAUUCGCCCGUCACCGGUUACGUGAUAUGCUCCGGUCAUGCCGGGUUUUGCUUGCGAAUUGUCCUUCAUAUGUCAAUGUUAUAAAUAUGUUUUUCUGUUAUCGUUGGAUCUAGUCUCG